AAUGCUAAUUAAUUUAGCUCUCGCUGAUUUAUUUAAUUUAGCUUUAACUUCGUUAGAAUGGGCCCCAACUCUUUGGAUUGGUCGUCCACAUUGGCCUAUAAAUUGGCGUUGGGGUUGCCCUUUAGUUAGGUAUUUUGAAUGUGUUUUCCUUUUUGCUUCAAUUUUAAGUCAAUUAAUUGUUUGUAUUGAAAGAUUUAUUGCAAUUUGUUAUCCUCUUCAAGCUCGUAGAUUAUGUUCAAAUAAAAAGGCUAUUUAUUCACUUAUAAUUAUUUGGAUUUUUGUUUUAUUAUUUUCUCUUCCAAAUAUUUUAUUUAAUAGAAGAAUUAAUUUAUUUAUUAAUUUGUCAGAAAAUAAUAAUGAACAUUUAACAAUUUGUAUAAAUCCUUGGUCAAGUCGCCGUUCUUGGAUUAUUUAUAAAUGGGCUGAAUUUAUUUUAUUUUUCUUUACUCCGGCUAUUUGUUGUGUUUUGCUGUAUUCUCAAUUAUUUUUAACUUUAAAAAAUCCAACAACCGGCUCUUUUUCAAGUUUAUCUAAAGAAGUGUUUUUACUUGACAAAAAUACUUAUAAACGUAUUUAUGCAAGAAGGAGGGUUGUUAGAAUGUUAAUUGGGUGUGUUGCUGUACAGUUACUUUGUUAUUCACCAAUUCAAGCAAUUUUCUUGGCAAAGUCUCUCUUUAAUUUAACAUUUUUCAUUCCUUAUGGACUUGUUCUUCUAUUAAAUGCUUUAACAUUAGCUUGUUCAGCAGCAAAUCCUCUAUUAUAUACUUUAUGUUCAAGCAAUUUCCGUGAUAGAAUUAAAGAAAUGAUUUUAAAAGAAACAAAACAAGAUUUACAUCCAACAUCCUUUAAAAUUGCUGUUGCAAAUAGAAAAUAUAUUAAAAAUAAAGAAAAUGAAAGAAUAUUUUUAGAAGAGAAAGAAAAAGUUUUAAAUAAUUGUUAAAAAAUAUAUUGUUUUUUAAAUAAAUUUUUGGAAUUAUUUUGUUUUUUAAUAUAAAUUAGUUUUUUGAGAUUAUUUUACUUUUUAAUAAAUUGUUAUUGAAUAUCUCGAUAUAACAAACUCGAAAGGAUAGAAGGAUCGAGAUAGCAUUAAUUACUUGAAGGAACUACAUAUACAAAUAAUUAAUUGUUAAUUAACAAAAUAUCCACUUAAUUAUUUAUUGAAUUCGGCAGAUAAAUUCUUUCUCACUCUUUUUUUAAAGAAAUUAUUUAAAUAUUUAUUUAAAAAAUCCAAGUUUGACAAAUUUAUUAAAAUCUUUUUUUUUAAAACACUUUUCCCUAAUUUCUUUCCAUGCAUUUUAUUUUCUUUUUUACAUAUAUCCCUUUUUCCCUCAAUUCUAGUACAUAUUUCCACCUACCUCCACCCAAAACAAUUUCCAACCGGCAAAAAUAUCGACCCAGCUCUGGUCAUUGCUGCCACCCUUUUGCUUUUUAUUUUUCUAAAAAGGCGAA
Meloidogyne enterolobii is the source of this 1449-nucleotide messenger RNA. The record is from the annotation of a GenBank genome assembly. Lineage: Eukaryota; Metazoa; Nematoda; Chromadorea; Rhabditida; Meloidogynidae.